This is a messenger RNA of Ambispora leptoticha, 513 nucleotides long. The record is from the annotation of a GenBank genome assembly. Lineage: Eukaryota; Fungi; Glomeromycota; Glomeromycetes; Archaeosporales; Ambisporaceae.
AUGCAAUCAGUGUUAUCUCAUGGUACAAAGCGUACACAUGAAAAAGCCGCGGGUCUGAUCGUCAUUUCUGAAAGUCGCCUAAACAAAAUUUGUGGAAAUUGGAUUACCAAUAAGAUUAACCUUUUGCGCAGUCCUCCGUCCUCUGGAAAGACAACACUAGCCAAAGUUCUUGAAGGACAUUUCAAAAGUCAGAGGUUCAUAGUCAAAUAUAUUACGUUCGCGCACUGGCAUCGAGAUGAAUUUCCGGAUCUCCUACAUAAUAAUAAGACCUUUGAUGCAUUCUGGAGAAAAGAAGUUCAGUGCACAUGGUCUGAAUGUGCCAACAGCAAUGAUCCAAUAUUUGUCCUCAUUGACGAGGCCCAGAUACUCUAUGAUGGUGAUGGAACCUUGGCUUUCUGGAAUGACAUGAAAUAUUAUACUGACCACCCGAAAGAUGGCUUACACGUACUCCUACUGUGCAUGUAUGAGGAUCGAAACCCAGGAAGUGCUAUUCUUAAGGACAAUUAUACACCA